Chinchilla lanigera (long-tailed chinchilla) is the source of this 1979-nucleotide messenger RNA. Its product is annotated as cholesterol 24-hydroxylase. The record is from RefSeq and is a predicted model, not a curated record. Gene Ontology annotation, molecular function: iron ion binding; heme binding; cholesterol 24-hydroxylase activity. Gene Ontology annotation, biological process: cholesterol catabolic process. NCBI's taxonomy places the organism in Eukaryota, Metazoa, Chordata, Mammalia, Rodentia, Chinchillidae.
UUUCCUCCUAGGACACCUCCCCUACUUUUGGAAAAAGGAUGAAGUCGGUGGCCGUGUACUCCAAGAUGUGUUUUUGGAGUGGGCUAAGAAAUAUGGACCUGUGGUUCGGGUCAACGUCUUCCACAAGACCUCCGUCAUCAUCACCAGCCCCGAGUCGGUCAAGAAGUUCCUGAUGUCAACCAAGUACAACAAGGACUCCAAGAUGUACCGCGCCCUCCAGACAGUGUUCGGAGAGAGGCUCUUCGGCCGGGGCUUGGUGUCCGAGUGUGACUACGAGCGGUGGCACAAGCAGCGCAAAGUCAUGGACCUGGCCUUCAGCCGGAGCUCCCUGGUCAGCUUGAUGGAGACAUUCAACGAGAAGGCGGAACAGCUGGUGGAGAUUCUGGAGGCCAAGGCGGAUGGGCAGACCCCGGUGUCCAUGCAAGACAUGCUGACCUGCGCCACCAUCGACAUCCUGGCCAAGGCAGCUUUUGGGAUGGAGACGAGCAUGCUACUGGGUGCCCAGAAGCCUCUGUCCCAGGCAGUGAAAGUGAUGCUGGAGGGAAUCAGUGCGUCCCGCAACACUCUUGCAAAGCCAUCACCUCAUUGUCAUAAAAUGCCUGCUGUAGCUCCAGCUAUCACUUCCUUAUUUCACACGAAGAAAGAAGACAGGGGAAAGUUCACGCCGGGCUGGAGGAAGCAGCUGCGCGAGGUCCGGGCGAGCAUCCGCCUUCUGCGCCAGGUGGGCCAGGACUGGGUCCAGCGGCGCCGUGAGGCCCUGCAGCGGGGCGAGAGCGUCCCGGCCGACGUCCUCACCCAGAUGCUCAAAGCGGAAGAGGGAGCCCAGGACGACGAGGUCCUGCUGGACAACUUUGUCACCUUCUUCAUUGCCGGUCAUGAGACUUCUGCCAACCACCUGGCUUUCACAGUGAUGGAGCUUUCGCGCCAGCCCGAGAUUGUGGCGAGGCUGCAGGCUGAGGUGGACGAGGUCAUUGGUUCUAAGAGGCACCUGGACUACGAGGACCUGGGCAGACUGCAGUACCUGUCUCAGGUCCUCAAGGAGUCACUGAGGCUGUACCCGCCAGCCUGGGGCACCUUCCGCCUGCUGGAGGAGGAGACCCUCAUCGACGGGGUCCGAGUGCCCGGCAACACUCCACUCUUGUUCAGCACCUAUGUCAUGGGGCGGAUGGACACCUACUUCGAGGACCCACUGACUUUCAACCCCGAUCGCUUCAGCCCCGGAGCACCGAAACCUCGGUUCACCUACUUCCCCUUCUCCCUGGGCCACCGCUCCUGCAUCGGGCAGCAGUUUGCUCAGAUGGAGGUGAAGGUGGUCAUGGCCAAGCUGCUGCAGAGGCUCGAGUUCCGCCUGGUGCCCGGGCAGCGCUACGGGCUGCAGGAGCAGGCCACGCUCAAGCCGCUGGACCCCGUGCUCUGUACCCUGUGGCCCCGGGGCUGGCAGCCCUCGCCCCCGCCCCCACCCUGCUGACUCUGGGUCCGGCCGCCGUCCUCCCCGUCCUCCGCUGCCCGCGGCCGUGUCCCCUCCCUGGCCAUGCUCUGCGCUGGCUCCCGUGGGCCCUGUGCCCCCACUGACCACUGCUUCACACCCUCAGCGCUCCCUGUCGCCUGCGGCUCCGUGGCCUCCCUGCGAGCCUCCCGCCCCCACGGCGGACCCCCCGCCCCUCCAGCUCUGCAGCAGCCACUCCCUCGGACAGCCUAACUCUUGCUCACACCCUACAGCCCUCUCCAGUGUCCCCUCCUCCAGGAGGCCCUCCCCGCCUCCCCCGGGCCGGGGCCCUUCCUCUGUGUCACCUGCACUACCUCUAACACCACACUGACCGCACUGUACCGUGAGUGUUCGCCGACGUGACCGACUGCUCGGCGGGCGUGAGCGCCCGGGAGCAGGGUCCGCGUGUGCUUCGUCCCCGAGCCCCCUGCGGCCGCCGGGGCCUGGCACAGAGUCGACGCCCAAUAAACGUGUGUUGACUGCAUGAACGAAA